This is a messenger RNA of Drosophila nasuta, 1031 nucleotides long. RefSeq names its product zinc finger protein 354B. Lineage: Eukaryota; Metazoa; Arthropoda; Insecta; Diptera; Drosophilidae. Gene Ontology annotation, cellular component: nucleus. Gene Ontology annotation, molecular function: RNA polymerase II transcription regulatory region sequence-specific DNA binding; DNA-binding transcription factor activity, RNA polymerase II-specific. The record is from RefSeq and is a predicted model, not a curated record. The coding region runs from base 86 to 970 and encodes 294 amino acids. Gene Ontology annotation, biological process: regulation of transcription by RNA polymerase II; embryo development. The transcript has 3 exons.
UUAUCGAGUUGGCAUCUCUGAAAAUUUGAUAGUUGUCAAGGCAAAGCAUAUUUUCUUUGGUGUUACUUUUACUUACUUUGUGACGAUGCCAAAACUCUUUCAUAGCUUGCUUUCGCAUCGCUACGAUCGCAAGAUCGAGCAUUUCUAUGAGCGCUAUGAGGCUAUUAGCCGCGUGGUGCCCAACAUGCCGCCCAUGCCGCGUCCUUUUCCCAGCAGCGGCAGUCACCGCGGCUCCAACAGCAGCUUUAAACUCGCAACUGGCGAGUCAAAACCCGGAUGUCACACAUUUUACUAUGGCAACCUUGAACCGAACCCCGAUUGGCGCACUGGCGACAAUGUGUCCAUUGUGGAGCGUCGUCGCAUGGAGCAGGCGAGUGACACACAGUUGAUGGACAUUGAAACAAAUCCGGGCAGCGAAUUCAGUCAUACAAUUUGGGAACUCGAGUUUCCUGGCCAAGAAGUCGUCUUUCCGGAGAACAAGAAGCAUUGCGGCGCCAAGUUUGGUAAGAUUAAGGUAAUAAUCAAAGGCCGUGGGCGUGGUCGCAAGCCAGAUUAUCUGAAGCGUGCCGAACAGCAACUAAAGUUGCAACAAGCUCAAGCGGAGGCAUCGCAGAAAGCCGUACAGGUUGCCAAAAAGACGCCAGAGCGACGUCGCUUUAAGCAACCCGGCGAGCAAUUUGUAUGCGAGGAUUGCAAUAAGAAAUUCGAUCAUUCUUGGAUGCUGGUGGCACACAAGCGCAUCCACACCGGUGAGAAGCCAUUUGUUUGCCCCAAUGAGGGUUGCCAAAAGUCGUUUGCAGAUCGCUCCAAUCUGCGCUCACAUCAGCGUACCAUGGGUCAUCAUAGUUGGCAAUUCCAGUGCGGACAGUGUAGCAAGUACUUUAGCCAAGAGUGUUACCUCAAUCGGCACUCGUUGGAUGCUUGUCGCAAGUAUCUGAUGUCCACACGUCACAAGAAACAAUACUCGUAAAAUGCAAAACUCAACUUGUUGUCUCAAUUCUAAUAAAUUAAUUUAAACAAUUAUGCAAACU